AUGACAUGGAAGAUUCAGUUACUGAAGAUCAUUGAGCACGCGAAUUCACUCAAUACUAGUCCAGAGGCGUCAGCGAAUGCCCCAACGAAUGUCUCCCAUGAUGUACACUGCGUAAAAGCAGCAUAUGGGCGAGAGUACAUUCAGCUGGGAUACCCUACACUCAACAGAACAUCACUAGAAAUACCACUGUUCGAUAGAAGACCAAACGAACUGAACUUCAACAAUGCGCAUGGCCCACGCCACUCGUGGAGUCACACGCAAGAUUCUGAAAGUUUUGGCAUGAACAAGAAUUACAUUGGAUACCCAUUACAAUUACACGAGCGCGAAGACGGACCAGAUGGGAACGACCACGUGAGAGCGGUCGGAGAGAAAAUAAAAGUUCGCCUCUCUGCCAUUAUAGAUGAUUACGACGAAAAGAUACGAGACUGCAACAUGCGCGUUGACGGCAUGGCUAUGGCUACGCAAUGGUCGCAAAGCGAGACUGCCGUUGAGAUUGCGCUUGCGACCAGCCAAGACUCCAAAGUCAUGAGAUCAAUCUCUCUUGUCACAAUGGUCUUUCUUCCUGGGACGUUCUUUGCUACUGUCUUCUCCAUGACGUUCUUCGAUUGGAACGAUGACAAGGGUAAGGCACUAGUAUCCAAGUACCUUUGGAUCUACGUGGUCGUGACUGUGUUCUUUACAGCGAUCACUAUUGGGCUUUGGUACUUCUUCGUCAUGUUCCGCCGUAGCGGACCAGUAAAGAGUGACGAAGAGGAGAUGCGUUGGACAUGA
Parastagonospora nodorum SN15 is the source of this 771-nucleotide messenger RNA. RefSeq lists its product as hypothetical. NCBI's taxonomy places the organism in Eukaryota, Fungi, Ascomycota, Dothideomycetes, Pleosporales, Phaeosphaeriaceae. The record is from RefSeq and is a predicted model, not a curated record. The transcript has 3 exons. The coding region runs from base 1 to 771 and encodes 256 amino acids.